Bubalus bubalis (water buffalo) is the source of this 3760-nucleotide messenger RNA. RefSeq names its product impact RWD domain protein (gene IMPACT). Gene Ontology annotation, molecular function: protein binding. Lineage: Eukaryota; Metazoa; Chordata; Mammalia; Artiodactyla; Bovidae. Gene Ontology annotation, biological process: regulation of translational initiation. The transcript has 11 exons. The record is from RefSeq and is a predicted model, not a curated record. Bases 157 to 1113 code for a protein of 318 amino acids. Gene Ontology annotation, cellular component: cytoplasm.
CGCAACCCGGAAGCAGAGGCGAGCCGCGCGGCGUGGCGGGGUUGCGGUUCCGGGUCGGGUCUCGCUGCUGCCCGCGCUCCGCUCACUGCCGCAGCGCCCCGCCCCCGCACUCCGGACCUGGGCAGGCGGUGGCCGCCCGGCAGCUCCCGGGGCCACAUGGCUGAGGGGGACGCAGGCAGCGACCAGAGGCAGAAUGAGGAAAUUGAAGCAAUGGCUGCUAUAUAUGGCGAGGAAUGGUGUGUCAUUGAUGACUGCGCCAAAAUAUUUUGUAUUCGAAUUAGCGACGAUAUAGAUGACCCCAAGUGGACACUUUGCUUACAGGUGAUGCUACCAAAUGAAUACCCAGGUACAGCUCCACCUAUUUAUCAACUAAAUGCUCCUUGGCUUAAAGGGCAAGAACGGGCAGAUUUAUCUAAUAGCCUUGAGGAAAUAUACAUCCAGAAUAUUGGUGAAAGUAUUCUUUACUUGUGGGUGGAGAAAAUAAGAGAUGUCCUGAUACAAAAAUCUCAGAUGACAGAACCAGGCCCAGACGUAAAGAAGAAAACUGAAGAGGAAGACAUUGAAUGUGAAGAUGAUCUUGUUUUAGCAUGUCAACCAGAAAAUCAAGUUAAAACUUUGGAUUUUGAUGUCAGUGAAAAUCGAACAGAAAUAGAAGAAUUGCCUCCAAUUGAUCAUGGCAUUCCUAUUACAGACCGAAGAAGCACUUUUCAGGCACACUUGGCUCCAGUAGUUUGUCCCAAACAGGUGAAAAUGGUUCUUGCCAAAUUGUAUGAGAAUAAGAAGAUUGCUAGUGCCACCCACAACAUCUAUGCAUACCGAAUAUACUGUGAGGAUAAGCAGACCUUCUUACAGGACUGUGAGGAUGACGGGGAGACAGCAGCUGGUGGGCGUCUUCUCCAUCUCAUGGAGAUUUUGAAUGUGAAAGAUGUCAUGGUGGUGGUAUCACGCUGGUAUGGAGGGGUUCUGCUAGGACCAGAUCGCUUCAAACAUAUAAACAACUGUGCCAGAAACAUUCUAGUGGAGAAGAACUACACAAAUUCACCGGAGGAAUCAUCUAAGGCUUUGGGAAAGAACAAAAAAGUAAGAAAAGACAAGAAAAGGAGUGAACAUUAACAUCUGAAACUAUAUGAAAGGUUAAUUUGCAUAUAAUUACAUACAAAUUCCACGGUCAUCCAAGAAUAUAUUGUGCAGAGAGAGAAUCCUGGACUGUUCAAGUCAGCCAAUUCAUUGUGAACACCAGCAUAUUUUUUGUUCUUUGGUUAUAUCAUCUGCCAAAAUAGAGAACUUGUGAUAUUUUCAUGUGUUUCAGGCUGAUUCAGAAGGAUUAAUUUGAAGUUAAUCACCACUGCAUCUAAUUUUAGAAAGGUAACAGUUGCCCAGGGAAGUACCUGAGUUAACUGUCCAUUUCAUUACAUGUCAAGUGCCUUUGUUAGGUGGGGAAGAAGUGUCUCUAGAGGAACAUAAAUACCUGAUUUCUCGUCAUUGGGAUUCUCAUUUUGUUAAGUGAGUAUUACCUUUUACUGCUCUUUAUGGUUUAUUGGACUAGGGGCUCAUUGAAGAUUGAUCUUCAAGAGUUUCUUCUUGUAAUUUUAGUUCAUAAGUCUGUCACCUUUCAUCUUAUAGUGUUCAUCAUGGCGUAAUGGAUUAAGUGAAAAUCCAGGAGUAUACACCUGCAGUUAAUGUGCUGAAGUGAUAAUUCAUCUAACAGAUUUGUUAGCAUAAGUGUUAUGCCUCAAUUUUCUGUUGCAAAUUGGUGUUUGUGAAUUUUCAAAGUGAUUUUCUAGUCUCUACUUUUUUGUUUAAUUCUUGUUCUGUUAAGCAGUAAAUAUGGUGUGCCAGUAGUCUCCUCCCACCGCUGAAAUGUAUUGGUGUAAUAGUCUGGUUUCUUCGAACAACCUGGAAGUACUUUUCUUGUGAUCUGCAUUGAGCAUUAGAACUGUGCCGCAGCUGCGCUAGGUUACCGGGACAUUUAUGGGAUGGCAGAGAGGUGGCAGACGCCGCUGGUGCGGAGCGACGGUGUGCUGCAGUUCUGUGCAGGCGGUGCACUUUUCCUAGUCACACUCCAGCUAUCUUUCUCAACUCCAUGAUUUGUGGAGAGAAGGAACGAAUCUUUGAUGGGAGAAACAGAGAAAAUCCCUCUCACCCCCCCCCCCCCCAUUCUUAUAAAAUCUUCCUUUCAUCAGUUUUUUAUAAAAGUUGCUUUUUUCAUUUGCAAGUUGUACAAUUUACCACUACUGCUGCUGCUGCUGCUAAGUCGCUCCAGUUGUGUCCGACUCUGUGCAACCCCAUAGACGGCAGCCCACCAGGCUUCCCCGUCCCCGGGACUCUAGGCACUUAGAAAAUAAAUUUAUCUGUGAGAUAUUAUAAGUCAUUAACUAUUCCCUUUCAGAUAAUAGUUGUAAGCAACUAUUAAAAAUUAUUAGUUAGUCACAGAUUUGCCUGAAAUUCUCUUCCAAAGAGGGAACAGAAAUAAGGAAGCGGUGUGGAAUGGUGCUGGAGCAUGGAAAACAUCAAAGAAAAGUGGACACAUUGUUUUUUUUUCUAUUCUCUAAUGUUUGAAUUUUAGGAGAUCCAACAUCUUGACUUGGUAUUUUUAAUUAGAAUUUAGUAAACUGCUUUACUCUAGAAAGGAUUCUGAGAGGUAAUAUCUAAAUUACAUUUGUCGUCAGUGUGUUUAAUUGUUGUAACCCAUAUUUAUUUAAAACAUUUACCUCAAAUUCCAUGAAAAAGUAUGUUUUAUGUAUUAACUGUUAAAGAACUUAAAGGCUAUUAACAUUAAAAUGAUUUCACAGUUUUGGCCUGUCAAAGAAGAUAAAAAACAGUAAGAACUGGUGCUACAGAAAAAUGUGAGUUAAUUUUUCUGCAACACCAAAUUUGAAUUUCUUUCUAGCUGUUUUAUCUAACAUUUAUUUAGAUCUUUAUGCUGCUGCUGCUAAGUCACUUCAGUUGUGUCCAACUCUGCGACCCCAUAGACGGCAGCCCACCAGGCUCCCCCGUCCCUGGGAUUCAUCUUUAUGGAAAACCUUUUAAUCUCUGAUCCCAUUUUCCCUUACUUAACAACAACAACAACAACAACUUAUUUUUGCUUCUUUUAUUAACCACAUUUUCCAGACUAAAAAAACCCUAAUAUCCUUUGCCCAAAGUCAGCUGGUAAAAAGGAGAGAUCCAGAAGUCCCCAGUUACGGAACCUGAGUUAUUUCACACUCUUCAUUAUGGACCCCUAACUAGUUAUAGUAUCCUUUUGUCUAUUUAAAAUUUUUCUCGAUUAGAAGGUUUCCAAAUUCUCCAAAUAAUAAUUUUCUAUAGCUAGAUCUAUGCUGUGGCAUAUUUUAUAGUAUAUUGUGUGAGUUAAAAAUAUUCUCCAUAUGCCAGUAUGAAAGAGCCAGUAGCAUCUACUUUUUAAAUGGAAUAGCAGUAUGAUUUGGAGGUAUAUAUCAUGAUACAGAGCCUAUUUGAAGAGAAAUUAUAUCAAAUUGAUCACAACCAAGAAAGAAUAGCAUGAAGCAGAUACUGUUUGGAAGGCAGGUAAAAUUUAUUGUGAAAAGUCUAUAGCCACUUGUAAUUCCACUGUCUAGAGAUAACGUUAUUAACAUUUGGUAUGCUUCUAUUUUUUUCCUAUGCAUGAUUUUGUAUAUAUGGCUAUUUUUCUUUCCAUAAAAAUGGUAUUAAACUGUAUAUACUGUUUUGUAUCUUGCAUAUUUCAUAUAGAGGUAUAUUGUUAACAUUUUCCCAUGUCAAUAAAUAUUCUUCUAUGGCUUAA